UUCUGAUAUUGUGCCUCAAAAUAUUUCUACCAAAGCAAAGGCAAGUAACCUCCUCCCGCAUUCGAUAUGAGAGCAAUCGUCGUACUCUUCGUUGGAAUUCUCUGUGCUUUAUGUCUUUUCCAUUCGACCAAGGCAGCACCGGCUGAGACAGCUGCCUUGAAAGUGCAGUACAAAGAACUAGAAUCGGCAGCUGCGGGUGUGGAAGCUGCACCAGAGUUGAAUCGACAAAAACGUGCCACUUGUGAUUUGCUCAGCGGCUUCGGCGUAAAUCACAGCGCCUGUGCGCUACAUUGCUUGCUGCGUGGCAAACGUGGUGGUUACUGCGAUGGACGUGGUGUAUGCAAUUGCCGUUAAGAAAAUAUUAAAAAAAAAAUUGUUAUUGUAAUUUUAUGAAAUGUUUUUGACAAUCCUCGAAAGCGUGUUAAAAUAAACAAGGCAAUGAAUUAAAAUAUAUUCAAAGAAAUGAAAAAGAAAUUAUAAA
Ceratitis capitata (Mediterranean fruit fly) is the source of this 481-nucleotide messenger RNA. Its product is annotated as phormicin-like. The record is from RefSeq and is a predicted model, not a curated record. NCBI's taxonomy places the organism in Eukaryota, Metazoa, Arthropoda, Insecta, Diptera, Tephritidae. The coding region runs from base 67 to 354 and encodes 95 amino acids. The transcript has a single exon. Gene Ontology annotation, biological process: humoral immune response; defense response to bacterium.